Messenger RNA from Sphenostylis stenocarpa, 1545 nucleotides. NCBI's taxonomy places the organism in Eukaryota, Viridiplantae, Streptophyta, Magnoliopsida, Fabales, Fabaceae. The record is from the annotation of a GenBank genome assembly.
AUGGGGGAUCAGGGUGUUUUAGGUGUUAAUGUUGGGAGAGAGGAGGAGGAAGAUGAGUUUUGCAGUUGUUGUGGAGAUGAAGACGAGGAAGUGUGGAAAGAGACUGAGGAGGCUGUGGUGGAAGGGUUGAAGGGCGCGCUUGAUGAAUUUUCAGUGAAGAUGUUCUUCAAGGGGUUGUCAAUGGCUGGGGUUGAAAAUUCAAGUUCUGGGUUUUCUGGAAUUGGAGUUGUCAUGGAAAGGUCCCCAGGGCUUCCUGCUAUUAGGGUGCAGAAAAAACUUGACUUUCAUGCGGAGGAGUCAGUGGUUGACUAUUUGGCACUCUUGGACGGCUUGCUGGAAGCAGUGCAGAAAAAGAUACGCAGGGUUUAUGCCUUCACAGAUUCUGAGUCGUUGCAUAAUCAGAUAACAUUUGGGAAAAAAUUGGACAUGCCGCUUUUGAUAGCAUUGAGAGAAAGGAUUCUGGAACUUGCCAAUAAUUUUGAAGAUUUUGUUUUAAAGCUUAUACCCUCCACUAAUCUUGAGCAACCACUGCAUUUGGCCAAAGUAGCUAUUGGACUAGUCACUUUCCCCGUAAAUGGCGAGAGAUUGCUUAAGAACUGUUCUAUUUGCUGUGAUGACAAGCCAGUUCCAAUUAUGAUUUCCCUGAAAUGUUCACACACAUUCUGUUCACAUUGCUUGAGGGCCUAUGCUGAUGGUAAAGUGCAAUCUUGUCAAGUUCCUAUAAGAUGCCCUCAACCAGGGUGUAAGUAUUGCAUGUCUGCAACUGAGUGCAGGUCUUUUCUUCCAUUCACCUCCUUUGAAUCACUAGAGAAAGCCCUUUUCGAAGCAAAUAUUGACCAUUCAGAUAGAAUUUAUUGUCCAUUUCCAAAUUGUUCUGUUCUCCUUGAUUCUCAUGAAUGUUCAUCAGCUAGGGCAAGUUCAUCCAGUCAUUCUGACAAUUCUUGUAUUGAGUGUCCUGUUUGUAAGAGGUUUAUCUGUAUGGACUGUAAGGUUCCUUGGCAUUCUUCUAUGAGUUGUGUAGAAUUCCAGAAUCUGCCAGAGGAGGAGAGAGAUGCUUCUGACAUUACCUUGCACCGUCUUGCUCAAAAUAAAAGGUGGAAGCGUUGUCAGCAGUGUCGUAGAAUGAUUGAACUUACUCAAGGCUGUUAUCACAUGAGAUGCUGGUGUGGUCAUGAGUUCUGCUAUUCUUGCGGUGCAGAAUACCGAGAAGGGCAACAGACAUGCCAGUGUGCAUAUUGGGACGAAGAUAACUCAGAAGACUCAGUGACACACUCUCUUCAAGAAUCAGAACAAUGGGCAUGGGAGACAUUCAACUCUCUCUCCAUGAUCAUGGACGCAUACUCAGACCAAGAACGGUCGCAGCUUGCUCUUAUUCAGAGGUUUCUUGCAGGUGGUUUCAGUCUCAGUGACCACAAUCCUUAUCAGUCUCCUCCUCGCUGUACAGAUUCUUAUGUAGACCCCAUGAAGGAUCUCCAUCAACUUCCAUGGCUAGAGAGGUUUGUGUCUGUGAUAAGUGACAACUACUAUGAAGAUUACAUUCAAUGA